Messenger RNA from Microplitis demolitor, 1620 nucleotides. It is a transcript of the gene asrij, whose product is annotated as OCIA domain-containing protein 1. The record is from RefSeq and is a predicted model, not a curated record. NCBI's taxonomy places the organism in Eukaryota, Metazoa, Arthropoda, Insecta, Hymenoptera, Braconidae. Gene Ontology annotation, cellular component: endosome. Bases 160 to 927 code for a protein of 255 amino acids. The transcript has 6 exons.
UUAUUUCAUUAAUUAAUAAUUUGAAAUUUGUCUGAUGUCUGCUACAUUCAUCACACUCAUAAAUUUUGUUGAUACCGCUGCUGGAAACUGGAGACAUAGAUCUAGUAGCUGGAGUAAAAUUUAUAAAUUUCGUUUGAGAAGAUAAUUAAGAGUAAUCAAAUGAGUAAUUAUGGAAGAUUAAAUCCUGAGGAUGAAGCGCUGCAGAAAACAGUUGGUGAUGCUCUGAACAUUCAGUUGACGAAAGAAGAGAUGGCUGUUUUGACAGAGUGCCAGCAUAAUUCUGUUUUUCAUCGGGGUCUUCCGCUGGGUGCUAUUGCGACCGGUGGAUUUUAUUAUAUGAUGAAGAACGGUAUUAUGAAGAGGAACAUAGGCACUUUGGUAGUGAGUGGUCUGACAGGGUUUUUGAUCGGAACUAUAUCAUAUAGAUCUGUUUGUAUGGAGAAACUGAUGGCGCUUCCCCAGAGUACUUUGAAAGAAAGAAUUUUGGCGGCUCAAGGAAUACAACCGGUUAAGGUUGAUUUACAAUCUUCAGACAAUCAGUCGCAGACUUGGUACGACAGUCAUCCUAUUAAUGAACCUUUUAGAGAUUCUCCGAUGGGUUCAUCGCUUGAUAUUGAACCUUAUCAAUCUCAUAAUGAUGGAUUCGGUCAUACAAAUAUAGAUACUGAGUCAGCAUUUGCGUUGGAUCCACCAUUAAAACCUAUUGGUCGUGAUAAAUAUACAUCAUACGAUGAAUUACGUCGUAGAAAUCGUGAGGAAUAUGAAAGAUCUCACUCUUCAGGAUACAGCCGGCCAUCGAGGCCUUACAGACCAGAACCACCAUCACCACCUCCAUCAUCGUCAGAAUUCGAUUCUCCGUACUCGUCAUUCGACAGACCUUACGAACCGCCAUCAUUCGAUCCACCGAGACGCGAUGAUUUUCUGUGAUUUCCACACUCAUUUCAUUUUCUUUUUUCUUUUCAGUAGUGCUGUGUUUCUACUCACUUUGUACUAUGUACGUAUGUGUAUUAUAUUGAAAAAAAGAAAUAAUAAGUAAUCUUGUUAAUUAAUUAAAUGAACAAAGCCAAUAAUUUUACUUUUAUCAUGAAAUCGAGAAUGCGACACCUUGGCCUUUGCGGGAGGACCGCGGUUUGAAUUUCGUCAUAUUUCUGAAACAUGACUAAUUAUUGUUCAAAACACUUUUAUUCAUAUAGAGUAUAUAGUAAUCUGAGGAAUUCAACCCACAGUAAUUAGAAAAUACAAAAAAUUCGACGAAACUCAAUAACUUUAUUUUGAUCUUAGGAACAUCCAUAAAUUACGUAACACAUUUUGAAGAUUUUUUUUACCCCCACCCUGGUAUGUAACAAAUCGUAACAAAUUACUCUUGUGCCCCUAAAAAAUUUGUUACAUAACAUAGUCAUUUUAUCACAACAGAAAAAGUUCUUGAAUAAUUUAAAUUUAAAUUUAUUGCAUAAAAUAAUUGCUAUAUAUUCAAGCAUCUCAGCAAUUAAAUUUUAGUUACAUAAUAUAUGUUAAAUUGACAACCCUCUUAAUGUACAAUACAUAACAAAUUGAACCCCGGCUCUUAAAAUGUGUAACGUAAUUUAUGGAUGUUCCCUUAUAGUGAAACUGUAAUUAGUU